This is a messenger RNA of Propithecus coquereli (Coquerel's sifaka), 1760 nucleotides long. It is a transcript of the gene MRRF, whose product is annotated as mitochondrial ribosome recycling factor. The transcript has 7 exons. The coding region runs from base 160 to 948 and encodes 262 amino acids. Gene Ontology annotation, cellular component: mitochondrion. The record is from RefSeq and is a predicted model, not a curated record. NCBI's taxonomy places the organism in Eukaryota, Metazoa, Chordata, Mammalia, Primates, Indriidae. Gene Ontology annotation, molecular function: ribosomal large subunit binding. Gene Ontology annotation, biological process: translation.
CCAGGCCGCCCGUGACGCACUACGCCAGCGCCGCCGCCCCGCCCCCGUGACGUCACUACGCCGGCGCCGCCGCCGCCGCCGCCGUCGCCGUCGUUGCACGAGUCUUUCCUUAGUAACCUGGGCGAUAGCUGUGGAUGUUCCCAAGGAUUGUCUUCAGUCAUGGCCUUGGGAUUAAAGUGCUUCCGCAUGGCCCACCCUGCCUUUCGCAAUUACCUCGCAGCGUUGACCAGACCUAUUUCAGAAGUUACACUGAAGACAGUGUGUGAAAGACAACACGAGCAUAGGCAAUAUAUAGGCUUUUCAGCUGUCCCAAUCCGCCAUUUUGCUACCAAGAAAGCCAAAGCCAAGGGGAAAGGACAGUCACAAGCCAGAGUGAAUAUUAACGCUGCCUUGGUUGAGGAUAUAAUCAACUUGGAUGAAGUGGAUGAAGAAAUGAAGUCUGUAACGGAAGUACUCAAGGAUAAUUUCAAUAAGACUCUCAACAUAAGGACCUCACCAGGAUCCCUUGAUCAUAUUACUGUGGUAACUGCUGAUGGGAAGCUUGCUUUAAAUCAGAUAAGCCAGAUCUCCAUGAAGUCGCCACAGCUGAUUUUGGUGAAUAUGGCCAGCUUCCCAGAGUGUACAGCUGCAGCUAUCAAGGCUAUAAGAGAAAGUGGAAUGAAUCUGAACCCAGAAGUGGAAGGGACUUUAAUUCGGGUACCCAUUCCCAAAGUAACCAGGGAGCACAGGGAAAUGCUGGUGAAACUGGCCAAACAGCACACCAACAAGGCCAAAGACUCUUUACGGAGGGUUCGCACCAAUGCAAUGAAUAAGCUGAAGAAGUCAAAGGACAAGACCUCAGAGGAUAUCAUUAGGCUCAUAGAGAAACAGAUCAGCCAAAUGGCCGAUGACACAGUUGCAGAGCUGGACAGGCAUCUGGCAGUGAAGACCAAAGAACUCCUUGGCUGAGAGUCCAUCAGGGACCAGCAACACUCCAGAGCGUGGAGUGGAUCCCGUGGGGGAGCAAAUUGGCAUCCCCAGGCCCCAUCCACACAGAAGGCUAUGACCAUGCAAUCAGUCCUUGUGAGCCCAGCCUUCCAGUGGAACACUCAGACUUCUUCAUUCUCUUCCCCCUACCGCUGGCCCCACCCCAUUCUGCCCUGGGCCUUUGGCGUGGAUGGCCCUCAGAGAAUAUCUGCGGCUGGCAGAGGGCCUUUACUUGGGCAUUUGGCUUGACCGUGAUGUCACCAAGGGACUGGGACCAUUGGCAGGCUUAGUACUGCCUGCUCCUCAUGUCAGGAGCCUCCUUUUCAUUUAGGCCCUGUCCCCAGUCUUGAACUCUGCUUGAACUGAUGUGGGCCUUCACCUGUGACUGGACAUCUUUGCCAGAGGCCCAUUUUCACCAAACAGUAAAAUCUAAAUAAAUUGAAAAGAAUACCAGCCACAAAAGGAGGGACAGAAUUGGUCUGGAUUGAUCUCUGAAGACCUGCAUAUGAAGCAACCAGAACAGUACUUUUGCCUCAGGGUCACCCUCACGCAUGUGCUUUUCUCUGCCUGGCCCACUCUUCCACUCCUCACCUGUUCACCUCCAGGUUUCAGCUUGGAUAUUAUGUCCUUUGGGAGGUCUUCCUGUCCCACCUCAUGUAGGACCCCGGAUACCGCCUCUCAUAGCACAGUCUACUGCUUUCAUCUUAACCCUAAGUAUUCUUUCUGCUCAUUAGUCUGUAUAUCCUCAGAACUCAGCGUAAUGCCUGGAGCAUAGUAGGCAUUCUUAUGUUUGU